AUGGUGCGCGUGCCCGGAUCUUCUGGUGACCCGGAAUAUCACCGAUCACCGGAUCGUCAGAGUUUCGUGAGAAACAUUGACUACGGGAAAAUUAAAGAGGAAGAUCAAUUGAACCUGAUAGAAAAACCUCUAAGUCCUCUUCAGGAUGAUCAAGUGAAGUUGCUGAAUCAUGCACAUCCGUUCAAUUUUGUGAAUGACGGCGAUCUCUAUCAAGCAGAAGGAUGGCAGAUGGAUCAGACAGCCUAUGAAUUUGAUUGGAACGAAUUGAAUGCGCUGUUAUUAAAUGAUCCUGUGCUCAUGAUCAUGAAGCCAAAAGCUGAUCAGACCGUUGAAAGGUCCAGUAUUACACCGACACCGAUGACGAGCACGUUAAACGAGAUCCGCCAGCUGAUGCAGCUUUUACAGGUUGCUGGAUUUACCGCUGGAUCGUUUGAAGCCCAUAGACUACUCGAUUGCGAUAAAGAUCAGGUGAUGAACGCAGCGCGAUCGCUUGAUGAAAAGUAA
Messenger RNA from Peronospora belbahrii, 504 nucleotides. Lineage: Eukaryota; Oomycota; Peronosporomycetes; Peronosporales; Peronosporaceae. The record is from the annotation of a GenBank genome assembly.